This is a messenger RNA of Chiroxiphia lanceolata (lance-tailed manakin), 2953 nucleotides long. It is a transcript of the gene GCNT1, whose product is annotated as glucosaminyl (N-acetyl) transferase 1. Gene Ontology annotation, cellular component: membrane. NCBI's taxonomy places the organism in Eukaryota, Metazoa, Chordata, Aves, Passeriformes, Pipridae. The record is from RefSeq and is a predicted model, not a curated record. The coding region runs from base 703 to 1983 and encodes 426 amino acids. The transcript is spliced from 3 exons. Gene Ontology annotation, molecular function: beta-1,3-galactosyl-O-glycosyl-glycoprotein beta-1,6-N-acetylglucosaminyltransferase activity.
CUCCCUUUGCCUCUCCCCGCGGCAGUGCGUGCAGGGGAGCCUGGGGCAGGCCGCUGCCCUCGGAGGGUGGUGGUUGGGUGUGAAAUCUGUUAGCGAGCGCAGAAUUCGGGGGAUACCUGAUGCUCGAGGUGUUGCAGUCCUGGGGUGUGGCUUCCCCUCCACCCCCCUCAACUCACUGGAACUACCUUUUUCUUUCCUUUUUUUUUUCUUCAGAAUUGAGAAACUGUUUAGAAGGUUGUAAAUAGUUUUCUGUGGCCCAGAUUGGGUGUGAGGACUGUGAAAGAAGCCUGACAGGAGUUUCAGUUAUGUUCUGGCACUUUGCCUCCUUUCAGUGUUGCUCAAAAAAGUAGACUUCUUUGUGGGAAAGGGGAGGAGUGGCAGCAGGAGGGAAUUGCCAUUUUGGAGUCUGCUAUUUUAAUUUCGUUUUUAAUGGAAUAUGAGGCAGCUCUGAAAGAAAAGCCCUGCUCCUGCAGAGUGUUGUCAAUUGCAGACAACUGUACCCACAUGAAACCCUGCUGCUGUCUCUGCAUGAUUUCAAAGUUAAGAGUCCCAUAAAGCCUAAUGGAUUUUUCCUUCCAUUUUCCUGACAAACUCGUCAAAUUCCUGAGAAACACAAACUUGUUUCUGAAGUUGUUGAUGCUGAUAUGAGCAGAAGGGAGGACAUUUUCUUUUUUAGCCGUGCGAAGCUACCUGGUAUUUGAAAUGCUGAAGAGGAAAUUACGGUUUUGCCAUAAUUUGCGCUUCAGGCUUUUCUUGGGUCUAACUCUUAUUUUAGUAAUCAUUUCAGUUUUGAAAGUUAACCAGAAAGAAGACUUCUUAAAUCAGAGACAUCUAGAGCUAACAAAAGAAGAUCCUAUCAGCAAUGUUAACUGCACCAAGAUUAUUGAGGGGGAUGUAGAAGAAAUACAAAAGGUAAAGCUUGAGACAUUGUCAGUGUCAUUUAAGAAACGCCCCAGGCUAACAACAAAUGAUUAUAUUAACAUGACGGCAGACUGUGCCUCCUUCACCAAGACUAGGAAAUACAUUAUGGAGCCUCUCAGCAAUGAAGAAGCAGAAUUUCCGAUUGCUUACUCAAUAGUGGUUUAUCACAAAAUUGAGAUGCUUGAUAGACUUCUAAGAUCAAUCUAUGCUCCACAGAAUUUUUACUGCAUUCAUGUAGACAAAAAAUCUCCAGAAUCUUUUUUCACCGCUGUGAAGGGAAUAGUCUCAUGUUUUGAUAAUGUCUUUAUUUCAAGCCAGUUAGAGAGUGUGGUAUAUGCUUCAUGGAGCAGGGUGCAGGCAGACAUUAACUGCAUGAAAGAUCUCUACAGUAGAAGUUCAAACUGGAAAUACCUAAUAAAUCUAUGUGGUAUGGACUUUCCUAUAAAAACCAACCAGGAAAUAGUAGAGAAAUUAAAAGCCCUUAAAGGUGAAAACAGCUUGGAAACAGAAAAAAUGCCUGUUUAUAAAGAAGUAAGGUGGAAAAAACGCCAUGAGAUUAUUGAUGGUAAAAUAAAGAACACAGGCACAGACAAACAACUACCACCUCUGAGUACUCCAAUUUUUAGUGGUAGUGCCUAUUUUAUAGUUAGCAGAAGAUUUGUAGAAUAUGUAUUAGAAAGCAGCAAAAUACUUAAGUUCAUUGAGUGGGCAAAAGAUACUUACAGCCCAGAUGAGUACCUGUGGGCAACAAUUCAGAGAAUCCCUGAUGUCCCAGGUGCAGUUUCUUCUAGUGACAAGUACGAUGUUUCUGACAUGAAUGCGCUGGCCAGGUUUGUCAAGUGGCAGUACUUUGAAGGUGACGUGUCCAAAGGUGCACCGUACCCACCAUGCAGUGGAGUUCACAUUCGCUCUGUCUGUGUUUUUGGGGUAGGAGACUUGAACUGGAUGCUACGAAACCACCACUUCUUUGCUAAUAAGUUUGACACUGAUGUUGACCCUUUUGCAGUAAAAUGUUUGGAAGAGUAUUUGCGACACAAGGCUUUGUAUAUGCAAAAGAAGUGAAAUACUGUAUGCUCCUGUCAUAAAACAUAGGUACAAAUACUAUACUGCUAAGUACUUUGACACAUAACAGCAAUGGUGGUGAUGCUGAUGAUGGGUAUAAUAAACCGUGUUGAUGUAGUGGUGCUGAUGCUGUCCCUGCCUUGUCCAUGGACAAGGGGAAGAAAAGACAUGUCUAAAGUGAAUAUGGGGAUCCCUGGUAUUGCACACUGAGGCUCAGAGCUUUAGGUACAAAAUCACAACAGCAACUUUUGGAAGGCCAACUAUUUGGAAUAUUUAUUUUCUAGAAGAUGUAAUUAAUGGAUUUCCUUUGGCUAAACUGUUUGUUUUAAGGCUUGGAAAAUGCGUGUUAUUCAUGGUUAUUCUUUAUUUUUUUCCCAUGAAUGCAAUGCUAACUGGAAGAGAAAGAUGAAGGGUUGGGGGGAAUGCAGCUGGACUGCACAGACUUUGUUCUGAGUACUGAAAGACUCAGGAAUAUAACAUUAGAAAUUAUCUGAAAACUAUGCAAAAGGGGAUAUUCAAAGCCAGCUGUCAUAACUCAAGUUAAGUCUGCUUGCUGCAGUUCUGUUACAUGUAAUUCUUAGUCCUCUUGAAAAUUUUGUCUUUAGCAUGGAGUAUUAAGGAAUUGCAUUUAAAUUUUUGUAGCCAAAUCUUGCUUUUGUACUCUCAAAGCCCCCUGAUAUUGUGAUAUAAAGUGUAUACACUAGUUUGUAAUUACAUCUUCUCAGGGAAAUUUCAGUUUUAUGCCUGAUGAGAUUUAGACUUGUAAUUUUACACUUUUUAGUGUACUGGGAGUCUUGCUUUUGGAUUCAAAAUGACUCAAAUUUCUCAAAAACUUAAAUGCAGUAGUGUCUAAAUGUCACUGAUGGAACUGCUGGUUUCUGCUUUGUGUCAAGCUCAACUUGCAUUCCAGAUUAUUUUAACAUUGAGUACAGAAAAAUAAAGUUAUUUUUCUAAAUGAUGUUGCCUCUUC